AUGGCUGCAGUUUCACCGAAAACAAUAGAAAAUGAUGGAAAUUUCGAAACAUAUUGUUUAAUUUGGCUUGAUGCCUCUGUGAACAGUUCAAAGGAAAAUUGUCAAAUUCAAGAACAACUACAAGCAAUAAUUAAUCAUUUAUUAACAUUUGAAGAUGAUCAACAAUGUCUUCAUUAUAUUAAAAAUCGUUCUGAAGACGAUCGAAUUAUUUUAAUUGUUAGUGGAAGAUCAGGCCGAAAUAUUGUACCUCAAAUAGUUAAUCUACAACAGAUAACUUCAAUCUUUGUUUAUUGUUUUGAUAAAAAAGCUAAUGAACAAUGGUCAAAACAGUUUACCAAAGUUAAAGGUGUAAUAGUUCGAUUCGAUGAACUUAUUCAACAAAUUGAAAAAGAUUAUACUCAACAACAACAUGAUAAAAUUGAUGAACCAUUAUUAAUCAAAGUUUUUGAUGAAAAAAAUAUAUCUAAUGAUUUACAUGACCAAUUUAUUCAUGCUCAAUUAUUAAUAGAUUGUCUUAUUCGAAUGACAUCAUCAUCGAACGAUAAAAAUGAACUUAUUUCUUUAUGUCAACAAUAUUAUAAAAAGAAUAACACUCAAUUAAUGAUUGUUAAAGAAUUUGAAAAUAAUUAUUCGUCUGAAAAAGCAUUAUGGUGGUAUACGAGACAUUCAUUUAUAUCUCGAUUAAUAAAUAAAGCAUUUCUAGAUCAAAAUAUCGAUUUAUUGUUUUUAUUUCGAUUUUUUAUUCAUGAUAUUGGAUGUCAAUUAGGCAAAGAAAGAUGUUUAUCAAAAGUUUGUGUUUAUCGAAGUCAAUUAAUGUCGAAAAAAAAUCUUGAAAUGUUAUUAAGUUCAGUUGGCAAAUUGAUUUCAAUUAGCUCAUUUCUAUCGGCAAGUAUGAAUUAUGACAAAACUCGAUCGUCUCUCGAUUAUGCUAAAUCAUUAAACGGUAUUGAAAGAGUUUUCUUUCAAAUUCAAGCAAAUCCUCAAAUACACAAUAUCAAACCAUUCAGCAAUAUUCAAUUACAAGAUUAUUUUCAAAAGACAACCGAAGUACUUUUUAUGGUUGGAUCAAUUUUUCGUAUUGAACGAGUUGAAUGUCCUGCUGAUCAAAUUUGGAAUAUUCGAAUGACUUUAUGUUCAGUAAAUGAUAAAGAAUUAAGACCUUUGUUUGAACAUAUGAAGAGAGAUUUAGGUAUUGGAAAAACAACUCUUAUUCAAUUUAGUAAUAUUCUUCGUCAAAUGGGAAAAUUAAAUCAGGCCGAAAAAUAUUAUCGUCGUUAUCUUAAUCAAUUACCGAAUGGUCAUCCAGAUAUUGCUAACUGUUAUCAGGCAUUUGGAAAGAUAGCAGAAUCAAAAAAAGAUUUUAAAUUAAGUCUUAAAUGGUGCAAGAGAUCAUUGAAAAUCUUUUCAAAAACACUAAAACCCGAUGAUCCGAAUCUUGCUGAGGUAUAUAAUAACAUGGCAAAUGCUUAUUCAAAAACGAAUGAUUAUACAAAUGCAAUAGACUCAUAUCUGAAAGUAUUGGAGAUUUGGAAGAAAAUUUAUGGUGAUAAACAUUCUCAUGUAGCUCAAUGUUUGAAUAACAUAGGUGUAGUCUAUGAAAUGAAGAAGGAAUAUUCUCAAGCUCUCGAACAUUAUCAACAAGCAUUGAAGAUUUUCAAGAAAACUCCUUCUUCUUGUCAUAUUGAUAUUGCUAUGGCCAACAGAAAUAUAGCUUAUGUGUAUGAAUCAACGGGAGAUUUUAAACAAGCAUUAGUUUUUUAUGAAAAAGCCAUGAAAAUCUAUCGUUAUUUAUUACCAUCAACUCAGAUUUAUGUUAAUGAAAUUGACAAAAGUAUGCGACGAAUUUCAUCUAAAUGA
Molecule: messenger RNA, 1857 nt
Organism: Rotaria sp. Silwood2
Lineage: Eukaryota; Metazoa; Rotifera; Eurotatoria; Philodinida; Philodinidae
Source: the annotation of a GenBank genome assembly